AUGGAUUGUGGACUCCUGGACUUCCCUUUUCUGGGGGAUUGUUUGUCUUUGAGAGGUUGGUGCGAUAAGAAGCCUAUCAGAUGUAGGUUUGAUAGAGCUUUGGGUAAUAAGGAUUGGCAUGAUUUAGUCCCCGAUACGGUGACUGAAUAUUUACCGAUGAUCGCGUCUGAUCACAUGACCCUGGUAACGAGUAUAGGUGCAAAGAGGCUACGGGGGCGGCGGAGUUUUAUGUUUGAUCGGCGUUGGGUUGGUAAGGCGGGUUUAAUGGAGGCGAUAUCUUCUGGUUGGCAUGCUGAACAUGACCCAGGCUCGGCCGGGUUUGUGGAUAAAAUUGUGUCUUGUCGGCGGGCGAUUUCUCGCUGGCGUAAGGCGCAGGUUCCAUAUGGUAGGGAUUUGAUUGAAGAUCUUAAAUGGGAUGAGGAAAUUCAUUUGUAUCAGAAAAGUAGGAAUCGGUGGAUGCGGGUGGAGGAUAAAAAUACAAAAUAUUUUCAGGUGCAAACUAAACAGCAACGGGCUCGUAAUAGGAUUGUAGGACUUUACAAUAAACAGGAUGUUUGGUCAACAGAAGAUGAGGAUAUCUGUGAUAUGGCGGUCUCGUAUUUCGAGGAGCUGUUCACUUCGAUUAACCCAGACAAUUUUGAGUAUGUUUUACGGGAGGUUAACACGGUCAUUACGGAUGCGGAUAAUACCCGGUUAACUGCUCCGGCUACGGAAGCAGAGGUUAGACAGGCUUUGUUUAUGAUGCACCCGGAUAAAGCUCCAGGGCCGGAUAGGAUGACUUCUUUGUUUUUCAAGAAGGCACGGACCGUUGUCAAAGCUGACCUUGUCUCUAUGGUUAAUCAGUUUCUGGAGGAGGGUGUUUUUGAUAAAGAUUUAAAUCGCACGCAUAUUUGUCUUAUCCCUAAGGUGGUCAAGCCGACGCGGAUGGCGGAGCUGCGCCCCAUUAGUUUGUGUAAUGUGGGGUAUAAGGUAAUCUCUAAGGUUUUGUGUCAACGGCUUAAGGUUUUCUUACCUGGUCUCAUUUCGGAGACGCAGACGGCUUUUGUUCCGGGUCGUUUGAUCUCGGACAAUAUUUUGAUUGCUCAAGAAAUGUUUCAUGGGCUGCGGACGAAUCACUCGUGUAAAGAGGUUCUUAUUGCGAAUAUCCGGAAGGCGGAGGCAGAUAAGAGGAUCACGGGUAUUAAGGUGGCCAACAAGUGCCCGCCAAUCACCCACUUACUAUUUGCGGAUGAUAGCCUUUUCUUCUGUAAGGUUGAUAAGGAUCAAUGCCUGGCGAUUUUGGAGAUUUUACGGCAGUAUGAGGGGGUCUCGGGUCAACAGUUUAAUUUGGCAAAGUCUUCGAUACAAUUGGGUCACACGGUUGAUACGGUAGUUCAGACGGAAAUACAGGGGGUUCUAGGGAUCACUAAUCGGGGNCUAGGGAUCACAAAUCUGGGGGGAAUGGGUUCUUAUUUGGGUAUCCCUGAGAGUCUGGGAGGGUCCAAAAUUAAGGUUUUCUCUUAUGUCAGAGAUCGCUUGCAGAGCCAUACGACUGGGUGGUCGGCGAGGUUACUCUCGAAAGGGGGGAAAGAGGUUAUGGUCAAGUCAGUCGCGAUGGCAGUCCCGACUUUUGUGAUGUCUUGUUAUCGUCUCCCAAAGACAAUCACAUCAAAACUGACCAGUGCAGUGGCAAAUUUCUGGUGGAGUACAAAUGGCCAGUCCGGGGGUAUGCAUUGGAUUGCGUGGGAACGGCUCUAUUGUAGCAAACAGUUAGGUGGUUUGGGUUUUAAGCGUGUUGAUGAUUUUAAUACUGCUCUGCUGGCUAAGCAACUGUGGAAACUGAUAGAGUUUCCAGACUCCCUAUUUGCCAGGGUUUUUAAAAGUAGGUAUUAUCGGAACUCAGAUCCUAUGGAUCCAAUACGAUCUUAUUCACCCUCGUACGGGUGGAGGAGCAUCGUUUCUGCUCGCUCUCUGGUAAACAAAGGACUUAUUACACGGGUUGGUUCAGGGACCUCAAUUUUUAUAUGGAGUGAUCCCUGGAUCCCAGCCCAAUUCCCGAGACCAGCCUUAAGUAACGGCCCUUUUAAGGACCCAAAUCUCCGAAUACCUCAUUUGAUUGAUCGUUAUACUAAUUCUUGGCGUAAGGAUCUACUCACCCAGCAUUUCGAUUCUAUGGAUGAUUAUUUGGGGUGGCAUUUUACUAAAACUGGGAAAUAUACAGUAAAAUCAGGGUAUGAGAUGGCACGUUCAGAUGUCCAGGGUCCUUUUCGGGCCUUGGGUUCUGGGCCAGAAAUCACCUCCCUUCUUGCAAGGGUUUGGAAGGUUUGGGCUUUGGCCAAUGUCCCAGUGGGACCACAUCUUAUCCCGACGGGGUCGGUCUAUACUAACUUAGAUCAUUUUCUGGAUCUGAAAGGUCCGGGUUCACACAUCUCGGCUUUUCCUUGGCUGAUGUGGUAUAUUUGGAAAGCUCGGAAUGCUCGUGUUUUCGAGAACCUUGAUGAACUCCCGAAUGUGGUUGUCCGGGUAGCAGAAGGCGAGGCUGUGACCUGGCAGGAGGCUCAGGAUGGUGUUGUAUCUCGUCACAAAACACCCCCCGGUGUUUGGAGCGACCAAUUUCCGGUUAAGUUUAUCCCGUUACAUGCUGAGGUUGAAGCUUUCCUCUGGACGAUGCACUGUAUGAUUGGACACGAAUUCUGGGAUGUGGUUUUCCUUACCGACUGCUCAGACUUGGUGAAAAUGGUGUCUUCUCCUACUGAUUGGCCAGCGUUUGCAACAUACCUCGACGACACUCGAAUGGACAGGGAGGAGUUUACUUCCUUUUCUUUGCUUUUUGUUCCACGACAAGCUAAUGUACGCGCGGACUCCUUAGCACGCCAAGCGCGUGUGUCCCUGUAG
This is a messenger RNA of Camelina sativa (false flax), 2874 nucleotides long. Lineage: Eukaryota; Viridiplantae; Streptophyta; Magnoliopsida; Brassicales; Brassicaceae. The record is from RefSeq and is a predicted model, not a curated record.